Messenger RNA from Trichoplax adhaerens, 1236 nucleotides. RefSeq lists its product as uncharacterized. Bases 1 to 1236 code for a protein of 411 amino acids. Gene Ontology annotation, biological process: regulation of transcription by RNA polymerase II. Gene Ontology annotation, cellular component: nucleus. The record is from RefSeq and is a predicted model, not a curated record. The transcript is spliced from 7 exons. NCBI's taxonomy places the organism in Eukaryota, Metazoa, Placozoa, Uniplacotomia, Trichoplacea, Trichoplacidae.
AUGCCUAGGUUUUCUCCACACUUUGCAUAUACCUGUACAGGAGUUCAAAUCUUUCACCCUGAUAUCACUCAGACUUGUUACCCUAAUCGAUAUCAUGUCAAGCUGCGAUGUUUACCACGUCAUAAAGUGAAGUCGUUACUGAAAUGUGUUGAUAUUGGUGACGAAGAACUUAUCUCUAACAAGAUAGACAACAUCAUGCAAUCAGAUGAUCAACAAUCGGAAUCUUUGCCGGAAGAGUUUAUUACCAAUUCUGAUCAGAUAAUUACACAACAAGAUGAAUUAUCAACGCCUAUAGUAAAGCGGAAGCGAGGUCGACCGCCUGGUAGUAAAAACAGAACUAAGGAACAAAUACUAAAUUCAAGUAGUAAAAAGGUAUUUGGUGUCAUUGAUCCGGAAACAGGGCAAUUUAUUAAGAGGGGAAGAGGUAGACCCAGAAAAAAUACGAUUCCAAUUAUAAUGGAUAAUUGUAAAACGACAUCAAGUCAUCGAAGAAAAGGCGAAAAUCACAGUAGUAAUAUUAUGAAAGUCAAAAAUAUAAAGCAAUCGCCGAUUCUAUCCAAAAAGAAGACUACUAACGAUAGUCAUAAUAGAUACAGUGCGCCAUCAGAUGCAAAUCAUAUAUUACCAUCAUCGCAUCUUAUCUCUCAAAACAAUAACAUUGGCAGUCAAAGUAGUUUACUACCUUGUGUACGACCUAAACAAUGGAUCUGCUCGCUAUGUGGGUUUCCCAGUAAUUAUUCCAUCUUGGGUGCCCUAUAUGGUCCUUUCCACUACAUGGAUGGUCAUUUUGUUAAAAAUAAUCACCAAUCUCAACAAUCAGUGAACCGACGACUAGACUCAACUGGUAUUGUUGAUAACCGAAAUGCAGGUAGUAAUAUUGCAAAUGUAACUUCUCUCUCUGAAAAAGAACGAGAAGAAAUCUGGAUUCACGAAGAUUGUAUAGUUUGGUCGCCUGGUGUCUAUCUGCUAGGAGACACAGUUGUCGGUCUAGUUGACGCUGUUAGAGUUGGUCGAACUAAUAAAUGCUCCGUUUGUGGUACAUUCGGAGGUACGAUAGGUUGUCUGUACAAGGGAUGCAGUCGUAAAUAUCACUUCUUGUGUUCAAGGCAAAGCGAUUGCCUCUUGGAUGAAGAUAAUUUUACCCUGGUUUGCUCUAAACACAAGGAUUGCAAACAUAAUAUGCAAGCGCUGUCACCUGAUGCAAUUACUUGGAAGAAGGCAUUUCUAAAGAGUUAG